AUGUCCGAGGUCGCGAAGAAGCCGACCCCCUCUUUCUCGGAGAUCAUGAGCAAGGCAUCCAAGAAGGCCCUGAGCGGGGGCCUGGCAGGCAUGGGCGCGCAGGCCAUCAACGUGUUGACCCUCAUGUGGAUGCGCACAAUCAUGAACUACCAGUACCGCUACGGUGGCUCCCUCGGGGAGGUGGUGAGGAAGCUCUACGCCGACGGCGGCAUCCCGCGCUUCUACCGCGGGCUCGCUCCUGGCCUCAUCCAGGCGCCCGUCUCCAGGUUCGGCGACACUGCCGCGAACGACGGCGCGCUCGCUGCGCUGGAGCACACCCAGCUCCCCACCGCGGCGAAGACCAUGUGCGCGAGCGGGGUCGCGGCUGGCUUCCGCAUCUUCCUCAUGCCCGUGGACGCCUGGAAGACAACCAAGCAGGUGGAGGGCGCGGACGGCCUGAAGCGCCUCAUCGAGAAGACCAAGAAGCACCCGACGGCCCUCUGGCAGGGCGCCGUGGGGGCCAUGACCGCGACGUGGGUCGGGCAUUACCCGUGGUUCUACACCAACAACCAGCUCCGGGAGUCGCUGCCCCCGUUCGACUUCGCCUACGGCAAGUACGUGCGCAACGCGGUGAUCGGCUUCAGCUCCGCGGCGGUGUCGGACACGUGCUCAAACUCGCUCCGGGUCCUGAAGACGACCCGCCAGACGUCGCUGGAGCCCGUGAGCUACAUGGAGUCCGCAAAGAGGAUCAUCGAUAAGGAGGGCUAUGCGGGGCUGUUUGGCCGUGGGCUGGGGACUCGCAUCCUCACGAACGGAUUGCAGGGUGCCCUGUUCACCAUCGGCUGGAGGGCCAUCUCCGAGUACCUGAACAAGUGA
Molecule: messenger RNA, 855 nt
Organism: Prorocentrum cordatum
Lineage: Eukaryota; Dinophyceae; Prorocentrales; Prorocentraceae
Source: the annotation of a GenBank genome assembly